Messenger RNA from Pararge aegeria (speckled wood butterfly), 2188 nucleotides. RefSeq names its product tyrosine-protein kinase-like otk. Bases 1 to 2016 code for a protein of 671 amino acids. The record is from RefSeq and is a predicted model, not a curated record. Gene Ontology annotation, cellular component: signaling receptor complex. Gene Ontology annotation, biological process: protein phosphorylation; multicellular organism development; cell surface receptor protein tyrosine kinase signaling pathway. The transcript is spliced from 18 exons. Lineage: Eukaryota; Metazoa; Arthropoda; Insecta; Lepidoptera; Nymphalidae. Gene Ontology annotation, molecular function: transmembrane receptor protein tyrosine kinase activity; ATP binding.
AUGGGGCAGGGGCUUCAACUGACAGUGGGAUUAGAUGAAGCUGCACAUCACACUGCUGGGCACAGAGUUCGAUUCCAUAGACAAAGCAGACGGCAUCGCGCUGCGAAUGAUGGCGCGCUACGCUUUGAACCAGAGCCGUACAGUAAGAAAUUGGAGCUGAACAGUUCGGGCAAGAUACAUUGCAAGGUGGCCGGGGGAAUUGCACCCACUGUGCAGUGGUUUCUGAACGAUUCCGAACCUCUCCCGAAGGGGGUGACUUCGGCGAACGGUACCCUGAUGGUAACAGACGCUCAGAGACACCACGCGGGCAACUAUACUUGUCGCGCCACCGACGGGGAAGUCGUCAUAACAUCGAAUAUUACCUUGGACGUUGUCAUUGCGCCCCGCGUGUUGGAACCUCUGCCAGAUCAACAGAUGCACGUGACGGUGGGACAGAGUGUGUCCUUGAACUGCGUAGCCACCGGGGACCCCCCUCCAACCACACAUUGGGAUAGGAACCUCACCAUUUUACACCAGCAACAAGAGCGUGUUGAAAUUGAGGGAAGUGCGAACGCUUCUAUAUCAAGAUUGGUGCUUCUGAACAACGGCACGCUUCUGAUCCGCAACGCUUCGGAGCACGAUGCGGACCGCUACGGCUGCACUGCGGGCAGUGCGGCCGGGCUCGCCAGGACUGAACUACUACUGGUCGUGCAUCCCGAAGGGGAACUCCCCGUGCCGGAGUCGACCGGCGUGGCGGGUAAAGCGGUGCUCGUGUCCAUAUCCUUAGCUGGGGCCUACAUGAUCCUUGUUCUGGCACUGAUGCUGUACUGCCGGCGACGUAGGCUGCAGAGACGCCAACGAGGUGAAAAAAUGGAGCUGGAAAUGGCAGAAGGUAGAGAGAAAUUGGUAGAAGAGGGAGAAGAGAAACAGAAGGUGACGAAGAACGGUGCGCCCGCGCAGAAUGGACGACUAUUGCCGCAUGAUAGAGAUAGUGGCGCAGAUAAUUCAGAGGUAUCAGCCGUGUCUCGGGCGUCGAAGAAGUCCAGUGGCCAGUACGAUCAGCUCACAGUGCCGAGGACUUUGCUCACCGAACAAAUCACACUAGGUCGGGGCGAAUUCGGAGACGUGAUGCUGGCGAAGAUAGACAUGACACAGAUAAUGAAGCUACGCAGUAAGGACGAAGACGUGGAGCCACAGCUGAAGCCGGUACUGGUGAAGGCGCUGACCACCAAGGAUGAGGUGCAACUGGCGGAGUUCCGCCGGCAGUUGGAGCUGUUCAGCCGGGUGCGCCACGAACACAUCGCUCGCCUGAUUGGACUGUGCAACGAGGCGGAUCCACACUACAUGCUGCUAGAACACACUGAUUGGGGUGAUUUACGUAGCUUCCUGAUCGCAACCCGCACGCCCGAAGAGAACGAGGAGUAUAUAAACAGAGUGGGGCCUCUGCACGGCUUGCCAGCGAGAGAAAACACCAUCCACCCACUCGCUCCGAGGCACAGACUCGCCCUGGUCGCUCAUCUGGCUUCCGCAGCCGCGAGGCUCGCCCACAAGAGACUCACCCAUAGAGACAUAGCGGCGCGCAAUUGCGUCAUAACCUCAAAACUUCAGUUGAAGCUGACAUUCCCGGCGCUCACCCGCGGGCCAAACUCGCACGAGUACUACAAACACCAUGAUCAGGUGAUACCUCUUCGCUGGCUACCCUACGAAGCCGUUAUAGACGGGGAGUACUCGACGAAAUCUGACGUCUAUAUGUUUGCAGCUACCAUUUGGGAGAUAUACACAAAAGCUGAGAUGCCAUUCGCAAAACUAAACGACAAUUCUGUGUUGGAGCGAUUGAAGAGUGACACGUUGGAGUGGAACAUACCUAGCUGUAUGCCGGAGCGACUGGGCAACUUGCUGAAACGUUCCUGGAGCAAGUCCCCAUCAGACCGGCCUCAGUUUACUGAAAUCUACGAAGAGAUGACGUCCAUAAUACAAGAGAUCUCCUCGGAGAGUAUUUCCCAACAUUCUCAGGAUAAGAUAGAAAGGGACGAAUGAAUCGGUACGUUUGUGGUACGGUACCAUUUCAUAUGGUACGAAACGAACUAAAGAAAUUAACUUUUUAAUUUAAUUCAUCAGCAACAACACCCUAUAACACUCCAUGCUGGACUAAAGGCUUCUCAGGAAUUCAGAACACGAUUCCGUGUAUCCUUUAUGUCACAGAAAAUAA